Messenger RNA from Phoenix dactylifera (date palm), 2146 nucleotides. The record is from RefSeq and is a predicted model, not a curated record. Lineage: Eukaryota; Viridiplantae; Streptophyta; Magnoliopsida; Arecales; Arecaceae.
AUCCCGGUACUUUCCUUCGGUGUCGUGAGAAGAAUAAAUAUCGAGGUGGGAUGCAAACACCGCAACAACCGCCCCGGAGGAGAGAAGAAACGGAGCAUCGUAACGCCUCCGUAUCCGCCGACCCGAUACGACGUCACGCCACCACUCCUCUAGUCCCCUUCCACGAGAGGGCGAGAUAGAGCAGGUCGGAGCGGGAGAGAUCGCUUCUCUCUCCUCCUCGGAUCUCGGGGCGAGUGAUCCGUCUUCAAGAUCCACGCGCUCGGAUACUUUGGAUCGCCGGCCCGACCGUCGAUUGCUCCGCCGCCGCUUCCGGAUUCCAAAUCGUUGCGGGAAUCGAUCGCGACGUCGAUCCGCGGAGGUAUUCGUGAUCGAAAAGGAAACAGUACAAUUGCAGGAAUUUCAACUGGGCUUUUACGACAGGGCUUGAUAAUUUAAUUGCUGUGCUUUUGCGUUUUAAGGUGGUUGAUGAGGGGACUGCAGUGUUGAUUGCGAUUUGUUUAGGGAGAGUUAGUUCAGAUGCAGUCAAAUCCAGAAGACGCUCUCCAUAAAAUUAAGAAGGCAUAUUCCAAAUCCCCACAACCUUCGAAAUGUAGUCGUAAAAGGUCAUUGAAUGGUGCUGAAGUUGAUGCAGAGAGCAGUGGUGAUAAAUCUAUUGAAAGUGCUUCAAAGCAGUUAGUACUUUACAAUCCUGGUACAGGUGAUGCAGGUCAAGAUGCUCUUGCAGUUACUGAUUACACAGAGAAUCAUAUCUCGUCAUUCCAAAAUUUCAUGGCACCAAAUUCUUCUAGUCGAGUUCUGCCAUCUGUUGGGGCAUUCACUGUCCAAUGUGCUGCAUGUUUUAAAUGGAGGCUGAUUCCAACAAAAGAGAAGUAUGAAGAAAUUCGUGAAACUAUCUUGCAAGAACCUUUUGUAUGUGAACGAGCUCGCGAGUGGCGGCCUGAUAUAUCAUGCGAAGAUCCAGAAGAUAUAUCUCAGGAUGGUAGUAGACUCUGGGCAAUUGAUAAACCUAACAUCGCUCAACCACCUCGUGGCUGGGAAAGGUUGCUUAGAAUCAGAGGUGAAGGAAGCACUAGAUUCGCAGAUGUGUAUUAUGUGUCUCCGUCUGGGAAGAAACUGCGGUCAAUGGUUGAAGUUGAGAAGUAUUUGAAGGAACACCCAGAGGAUGGUAUCAAUAGAUCUCAGUUUUCAUUUCAGAUCCCUAAACCUCUGCAAGAGAAUUAUGUGAGAAAACGUUCUUCACGUGUAAUGAAUCCUUGUGAUAGUGCUGGUUUGGGAUUGCCAAGGCCCCUUGAACCUGAAGAAGUGAAUCCUCUAUCUUGGGCGGCUCCCCCUACUCAGAAGGAGCUUCAGAGUGGUGGAAUAGGUUCAUCGAUUCCUUAUUAUGAGGGGCCUGGUUGUUUCCCUCUGAAUGAACCAGCACCCUUGCCUUCAGCAAAGAAGAAAACAACCAAGUCUUCAUCCAGGGAUAUGUGCAAUAGUUCUGUUUGUGACCAGCCGAAGAUAAAGUUAGAAGAUGCUUAACAACCAAGAAAUGCCUCUUCCUAUGAGCUGUACUUCACCGUCUCCUCUACCUUGCUGCUGUGUUUGUGAUGCUAUUUGUUUUCUUUUCCUCUAGGGUAGCAAAGGGCGUUAUAGGUAUAUAACUUAAUAGGCAGGGAGAAUAUGCCUUUUUUUGUUAGCUUGGUUCUGGAAUGCACAAAGUUUUGCCAAAGAAAGAUACCAACAUAUAUGAUAUCCCGAGUAUGAAUGGGAUUACAGCAAUUUAAGUUACCUUUCACUGUUCCUGAGCUGCUUGUUGGUUGGGUGGCUGGAUGAUAACUUUGAUGGUUCUUGUUUUUAAGAGCAUCGGAUUUUCUUUUCUCUGGGGCCACUUUGAACUGCAGAACAUGGGUUAAAAGAAAUGCUAUUGUUUAGCAUUUUGCAUUGAAGAACACGAUAUUGAAUGUCCCGAUCCACUUAUGUCUAUUUACCUAUGCAACAUGCAGGCGAAAAUAGUAAAGUUGUAGCAGAAGUGAGAAUUGAAAAGAAUUUUGCUGGCUUUACACUUUCACAGGCUCCAACUGAUUUUAGCUCAUUACAUGUAUGUAAGAAGUAUGGAUAGCUCUGUAUUUUAUCAGAUUAAAGAUUGUUCUUUUGUUAUUGGCAU